AUGAGGGUGCUUCUACUAGCUCUUGCUGUGGCCCUCACAGGUGAGCAGGAAUUAUUUACAACUAAAUCCCCAGGAUUCGCCUCUGUUAAGACCUACAUGUACAAAUAUGAAGCGGUUCUUAUGGGCGGCCUGCCUGAAGAGGGCCUGGCUCGAGCUGGAGUUAAAAUCCAGAGCAAAGUUUUGAUCAGUGCAACAAGUGCCAACGACUACAUUCUGAAGCUUCUAGACCCUCAGUUGCUGGAGUACAGUGGCAUCUGGCCCAAAGAUCCUUUCCAUCCGGCCACCAAGCUCACCACAGCCCUGGCUACUCAGCUCUCGACACCGAUCAAGUUUGAGUAUGCAAAUGGCGUUGUCGGGAGACUGGCUGCACCUCCUGGGGUCUCCACAACAGUGCUGAAUAUCUACAGGGGAAUCAUCAACCUCCUGCAGCUGAAUGUAAAGAAGACACAGAAUGUCUACGAGAUGCAAGAGUCUGGAGCUCACGGUGUGUGCAAGACCAACUAUGUCAUCAGGGAGGACGCGAGGGCCGAACGCAUUCAUCUGACCAAGACCAAGGACCUGAACCACUGCCAGGAGAAAAUCAUGAAGGACAUCGGCUUGGAACACAUAGAGAAAUGCCAUGAAUGUGAAGCUAGAGGAAAGAGCCUGAAAGGAACUGCUUCCUAUAACUACAUCAUGAAGCCAGCACCCAGUGGUUCUCUGAUUAUGGAGGCUGUCGCUAGAGAGGUCAUCGAGUUCUCACCUUUCAACAUUUUGAAUGGCGCUGCUCAGAUGGAGUCUAAGCAAAUUCUGACCUUCCUGGAUAUCGAGAACACCCCCGUGGAUCAUGCCAGAUACACCUAUGUUCACCGCGGAUCCCUGCAGUACGAGCACGGCAGUGAGAUUCUCCAGACACCCAUCCAUCUUCUGAGGGUCACCCACGCCGAGGCUCAGAUUGUCAGCACUCUGAACCACCUGGUAGCCUCCAACGUGGCCAAGGUCCAUGAAGAUGCCCCUCUGAAGUUUGUUGAGCUCAUCCAGGUGAUGCGUGUGGCCAGAUUUGAGACUAUUGAGUCCCUCUGGGCUCAGUUUAAAUCUAGACCUGAUCACAGGUACUGGUUACUGAAUGCUGUCCCCCACAUUCGCACUCACGCUGCGCUUAAGUUCCUCAUUGAGAAGCUUCUUGCUAAUGAGUUAAGUGAGACUGAAGCUGCUAUGGCUCUCUUGGAAUGUCUGCACUCUGUGACAGCUGACCAGAAAACCAUUGAACUUGUCAGAAGCCUGGCUGAGAACCACAGAGUGAAACGUAACGCUGUGCUCAACGAGAUUGUGAUGCUGGGCUGGGGCACUGUAAUUUCCAGAUUCUGUAAAGCGCAGCCAUCUUGCUCAUCUGAUCUUGUGACACCUGUACAUAGACAAGUUGCAGAGGCUGUUGAAACAGGUGACAUCGAUCAGCUCACUCUCGCUCUCAAAUGCCUGGAUAACGCUGGACAUCCCGCUAGCCUUAAGACACUCAUGAAGUUCCUGCCUGGCUUUGGCAGUGCUGCUGCCCGAGUCCCACUCAAAGUUCAGGUUGACGCUGUUCUAGCCCUGAGGAGAAUUGCAAAGAGGGAACCCAAGAUGGUCCAGGAAAUAGCUGCUCAGCUGCUCAUGGAAAAGCAUCUCCACGCAGAACUCCGUAUGGUUGCUGCCAUGGUGCUCUUUGAGACUAAGCUCCCCGUGGGUCUAGCAGCUAGCAUUUCCACCGCCUUGAUCAAAGAAAAGAACCUGCAGGUCGUUAGCUUUGUCUACUCUUACAUGAAGGCCCUGGCCAAGACCACAUCCCCUGACCACGCUUCUGUUGCUGCAGCAUGUAAUGUUGCCUUGAGGUUCCUCAACCCCAAAUUAGGCAGACUGAGCUUCCGCUACAGCCGAGCCUUCCAUGUGGAUACCUAUAACAAUGCCUGGAUGAUGGGUGCUGCCGCCAGCGCUGUCUUAAUUAACGACGCUGCAACUGUGUUACCAAGAAUGAUAAUGGCCAAAGCCCGUACUUACAUGGCCGGAGCUUAUGUUGAUGCUCUUGAGGUUGGAGUGAGGACUGAGGGAAUCCAGGAGGCUCUUUUGAAAAGACGACAUGAAAAUUCUGAGAAUGCAGACAGGAUCACCAAGAUCAAACAAGCCAUGAGAGCUCUUUCUGAGUGGAGGGCUAAUCCUUCGAGCCAGGCCCUGGCCUCUAUGUAUGUGAAGGUCUUUGGACAAGAAAUUGCAUUUGCCAACAUUGACAAAUCCAAGGUUGACCAGCUUAUCCAGUUUGCAAGCGGACCUUUGAGAAACGUAUUCAGAGAUGCUGUAAAUUCUGUGCUGUCUGGUUACGCAACACAUUUUGCUAAACCAAUGCUGCUCGGUGAGUGCCGUCGCAUCCUUCCCACCACUGUUGGGUUGCCCAUGGAGAUCAGCCUCAUUACAUCCGCUGUGACUGCUGCAUCUGUUGAAAUCCAAGCCACUGUGUCACCACCUCUGCCUGUCAACUACCGAGUUUCCCAGCUUCUGGAGUCCGAUAUCCAACUGAGGGCUACAGUUGCUCCAAGUGUUGCCAUGCAGACCUAUGCAGUCAUGGGUGUGAACACCGCCUUAAUCCAGGCUGCAGUGAUGACAAAAGCCAAAGUUUACACAGCUGUUCCUGCACAGAUAAAAGCAAGGAUUGACAUUGUUAAGGGCAACUUGAAGGUUGAGUUCCUGUCUCUCCAGGGCAUUAACACAAUUGCAUCUGCACACGCUGAGACGGUUGCCAUUGCAAGAAAUGUGGAAGACCUCCCAGCCGCAAGAAGCACACCACUGAUCUCGUCUGAGGCUGCAUCACAGCUUUCAAAGGCCUCUCUCAACUCAAAGAUCUCCAGGAUGGCAUCAUCUUUGACUGGUGGCAUGGUAAGUUUGUCUGCGUCAUCUGAAAUCAUUCCUGCUGACCUGCCAAGUAAGAUUGGGAGGAAAAUGAAAUUCCCUAAAACCUACAGGAAGAAAAUUCGUGCUUCAAGCAGAACGCUAGGAUUCAAAGCCUACGCUGAGAUUGAAUCUCACAAUGCUGCCUACAUCAGAGACUGCCCUCUCUACGCUCUGAUCGGAAAGCAUGCUGCUUCUGUUAGGAUUGCUCCAGCUUCUGGACCAGUCAUUGAGAAGAUUGAAGUUGAGAUUCAGGUCGGAGAUAAAGCAGCAGAAAAUAUGAUUAAAGCGAUUGACAUGAGCGAAGAGGAGGAAGCUCUUGAGGAUAAGAAUGUCCUCUUGAAAAUAAAAAAAAUACUGGCACCUGGCCUCAAGAACACCACAUCAUCUUCCUCCAGCUCCUCCAGCUCCUCUUCAUCCAGCUCUAGCUCCAGCAACAGAAGCAGCAGCAGUAGCAGCAGCAGCAGCAGCAGCAGCAGCAGCAGCAGCAGCAGUAGCAGUAGCAGUAGCAGCAGCAGGAGUAGCAAGAAAAGCAAGAGCAGCAAGAGCAGCAAGAGCAGCAACAGCAAGUCAUCAAGCUCUAGCAGUCACAGCAGUGCCCGCAGCUUCGAUUCCAUCUAUAAUAAGGCCAAGUACCUCGCUAACACACUCACUCCUGCCAUGUCCAUUGCAAUCCGUGCCGUGAGAGUCGACCACAAGGUUCAGGGAUACCAGCUAGCAGCUUACCUGGACAAACAGACCAACAGACUGCAGCUGAUUUUUGCCAGAGUCGCUGAGAAGGACAACUGGAGAAUCUGUGCCGAUGGUGUGCAGCUGAGCUCGCACAAGCUGAUGGCCAAGAUUGCCUGGGGUGCUGAAUGCAAGCAAUACUCCACCAUGAUUGUAGCUGAAACUGGUCUUUUGGGUCAUGAGCCCGCAGCCCGCUUGAAGCUGACCUGGGACAAACUGCCAGGAAGCAUAAAGCGCUACGCAAAGAGGGCGUUGAAAUCCAUUGUCCCUAUUGGUCAAGAAUAUGGAGUAAACUACGCAAAGGCCAAGAAUCCUCGUAAUCAGAUCAAACUGACUGUAGCUGUUGCUACUGAGACAAGCGUGAAUAUUGUGCUGAACACACCAAAGGCGAUCGUUUACAAGCGUGGGGUGUGUCUACCUGUUGCUUUACCUAUUGGAAACACUGCCGCCGAGCUGCAAGCAUCCCGGGACAACUGGGCUGACAAGAUGUCCUAUUUAGUUACCAAAGCUAACGCAGUUGAAUGCUCCCUCAUCAACAACACGCUGACCACAUUCAACAACAGGAAAGCUAGAAAUGAGCUGCCACACUCGUGCUACCAGGUCUUGGCUCAGGAUUGCACACCGGAACUCAAAUUCAUGGUUCUGCUGAAGAAAGACCAAAUACAGGAUCAGAACCAGAUCAAUGUUAAGAUUUCAGACAUCGAUGUGGACAUGUAUCGGAAGAACAACGCUAUUGUGGUGAUGGUUAACGGAGUUGAAAUCCCUAAAAGCAACCUGCCAUACCUGCAUCCAUCAGGUAAGAUACAGAUCAGACAGUCAAAUGAAGGCAUUGCUCUCAAUGCACCCAGCCAUGGUCUUCAGGAGGUCUUCCUUGGCUUCAACGAGCUGAGGGUUAAAGUUGCAGACUGGAUGAAAGGAAAGACUUGUGGAGCCUGUGGAACGGCAAGCGGAAAUGUCGGAGACGAGUACCGCACACCCAGUGAACAGGUGACCAAGGAUGCCAUCAGCUACGCCCACUCCUGGGUUCUGUCUUCAAACACCUGCCGUGAUCCCUCCGAGUGUUCCAUCAAGCAGGAAUCUGUGAAGCUGGAGAAGCAGGUGAUCUUUGAAGGUGUGGAGUCCAAAUGCUACUCUGUUGAGCCCGUGCUGCAGUGCCUGCCCGGCUGUAUCCCAGUGAGAACCACUACCGUCAACGUUGGCUUUCACUGCCUGCCCAGUGACACGACUGUGAACCGUUCUGGUCUGAGCAGCUUCUUUGAGAAGAGCAUCGACCUGAGGGAUACUGCAGAAGCCCACCUGGCCUGUCGCUGCACUCCUCAGUGUGCUUAA
Pelmatolapia mariae (spotted tilapia) is the source of this 4953-nucleotide messenger RNA. Its product is annotated as vitellogenin-2-like. The transcript is spliced from 33 exons. NCBI's taxonomy places the organism in Eukaryota, Metazoa, Chordata, Actinopteri, Cichliformes, Cichlidae. Gene Ontology annotation, molecular function: lipid carrier activity. Gene Ontology annotation, biological process: response to estradiol; lipid transport; cellular response to estrogen stimulus. Bases 1 to 4953 code for a protein of 1650 amino acids. The record is from RefSeq and is a predicted model, not a curated record.